CUGGAAAGAGAUAUUUUUCAAUAAUUAUAUGUUAAAUUAAAUUAAAUGUUUGUAGCGCGAUUAUAAUAUGGGAUAACCCAACUGACAUUGCUUGCAUAAAUAACGAUUUGUUCAUCGCUACUUAAUUCAGUCGGUUGUGUGGUAAAAUAAAAGACAGAAGUGGUAAAUAUCAAUAAAUUAUGAAGAUAAAAUUCCUUAUAUUACCAUUUUUGGUAAUAUUAAAUUUAAGAGCCGCAUUGUCCGCCCCAGGAGAUGUAAGUUUUAUUGUAUCAUCAACUGAACAACCAAAAGAAGGCAAGGAAGGAGAGAUCCCAGUACUUGAAGAUGCUAACCUAGUUCCUGUGAUUUACGAAAUGGAUGUGCAUUCCAAUGUAACGAAUCGUUACGCUAAGACUGUGAUAACAAAUAGGGUAAAAAACCCAGCUAAGUCAGCCAAGCAAACGACCUUUUCAGUCGUUUUACCUGAAAAAGCAUUUAUAUCGGAAUUUGUAAUGGAAAUUGGCUGGAACAAAUACAAAGCUUACGUCAGGGAAAAAGAGGAGGCUAAGAAAAUAUAUACUAAGGCAGUAGAAAGCGGCCAAAGCGCUGCUCAUGUAGCGAUAAGUACCAGAGAUUCUAACACCUUUACAGUUUCCGUUAACGUUGGGGCUCAAGAAAAGGCAACAUUCUAUUUGACAUAUGAAGAACUUUUGGAAAGAAAAAAUAACCAGUACGAUUUAGUUCUUAACAUUCGUCCCGGACAAGUUGUUGACCAUCUUAAUGUUCAAGUAUACAUCAACGAAUCCAGACCUUUGGUCUUUGUGAAAACUCCAUCUCUAAGAUCUGGCAACGAAAUCGCUAAAAACAACGAUAAACUUGACCCCGCCUCUUUUAUAGAAAUUAUUAACUCCACCAGUGCUCUAGUUAAGUUCCAACCAGAUGUUGUAAAACAACAGGAAUAUGCUAAAGAAUUAGGAGGAAUAGAAUCCAAUGGUCUUGCAGCACAAUUUGUAGUUCAGUACGAAGUUGAAAGAGACCCACAAGGUGGAGAGGUUUUGUUGCAAGAUGGUUACUUCGUACACUUUUUCGUACCAAAGGACGCAGAAGUCAUCCCCAAGCACGUAUACUUCAUCUUAGAUACAAGUUCCAGUAUGUAUGGUAACAAACUCCAACAACUUAAAGAUGCCAUGACCAGUAUUUUGGAUGAGAUCAAACCUGAAGACUCACUGAGUAUUGUCGAAUUCAACAGUGAAAUAUACGUGUGGGAUAUAGAAAAUGAGAAAUCAAUUCUUGCUCAGUGGGACAACUAUAGGGAACCGUUUGAAGAAUUAGGUAAACUUAACUUACCAGGACCAGUAUCAGCAACAAAGGAAGGAGUUGAGAAAGCUAAGAAACUUGUUGAGAAUAUGCAAGCCGGAGGUGGCACUCACAUGAUUGGUGGAUUGGACGCUGGCCUAUAUCUUGUAAAAUCCGAAAUAGAAAGAACUAAAGGAAGCAAGGACCAGAGACAACCUCUUGUAAUAUUCCUAACAGAUGGACAGCCCAACAUUGGUUUACAUUCUACAGUUGAAAUUAUUGAUGUGGUAACUAAGUUAAAUGAAGACAGCAUCAAGGCUCCACUGUACACUCUGGCUUUUGGAGAUCUUGCCGACGAAGAUUUCUUAAGAAAACUCGCUCUGAAAAACAAAGCAUUCUCAAGACAAAUUUACGAAGCAGCAGAUGCAGCUAUACAAUUGCAACAAUUCUACAGACAAAUAUCUUCCCCACUUUUAUCAGAUGUUCAUUUUAAAUACAACGACGAUGCUAGUGAAGUAACAAACACAGGUUUUCCCAUUUUAUACGCUGGUGGAGAAAUCGUAGUCACUGGACGAUUUGUAGGUCAUGAAUUUGAUCCUACAAUAAGAGCCGUAGGUAAACGAGGACCUUUAACAUACAGACCAAGGGUUCAUAAGCCAGUAAAUUCUUUGGAACGUCUUUGGGCAUACUUGACUGUUAGAGAAACUUUACAAAAAAUGAAAAUUGCCAAAGACAAGACAGAACUUACCAAAAAAGCUUUGAAGCUCGCUCUUAAAUAUUCCUUUGUUACUGAAGUAACAUCAUUGGUUGUAGUUAAACCCAACUCUACACUUCCCAUAUAUCCAGAUGAGGGAUAUCCAAUUCCAAGAGAACCUGCGUAUCCAUACGCAUCUGCUCAAUCUUCAGGAUACGGAGGCGGUGGAUUUGCUGGAGGUCAACCUCUAAGGGCUGAGUUAUUAGAAGAUAGUGGCUACUCUUCUACUCCAGACACACCCCACAGAGUUACACAUAAAGUAGUACGAAAGCCAAGAGUACGAACAACAACAGUUAAGCCAGUCCCAUCACCGACACAAACCGAAAAAGGUAAAAACACAACAGUAGAACAUUCCUUAAAAUGGUUGUCGACUGCUUUAAGUGAAACGAACACUCUAUCCCUGCCAUCAGGAGAAUUAAAACUUGGUGAAGAUUCAUUAAAAAUUACUCCCAGUGAAGCUUGCCCCAAAACACCCGAAGGCAAAGAAGGUGUUUGCUCUCUUAUUAAAGAUUGUCCUCAAGUAUUUCCACAACUGACUGAUUUCGAAGUAUACAAGUCUUACUCCUGUGUCCUGCAAAAAGAAUAUGCCGGAGUAUGUUGUCCAAAAAAAGCGGAAGUCGCUGCUUAAGAUUGUUGUUGUUUCGUAAUUAAAAAUUGUUGAAAGUUAUAUUUUUGUAAGUCUAAGGAAAUUUUUUAAACAAUUAAAUGAUUUUUUCAGUU
This is a messenger RNA of Diabrotica balteata, 2749 nucleotides long. The record is from the annotation of a GenBank genome assembly. Lineage: Eukaryota; Metazoa; Arthropoda; Insecta; Coleoptera; Chrysomelidae.